AUGCGCAUCUUGUCGUGGAAUAUUAAUGGAAUCCGUACGCUACCGCAAUACCAUCCCUGGAAUACGUUCAAGUCAUGCGAAGGUAUCCUUGACGAGCUACAAGCAGACAUUAUAUGCUUCCAAGAGAUGAAAACAUCUCGUAUUGCCUUGCAACGCGAUAUGGCCAUUCCUGGCCCAUAUCACUCUUUCUUCUCGUUUCCAGCCAGCAAAGGCGGCUACAGUGGAGUGGCUGUGUAUACUGAUUCUCGUAAAGUCGUCCCACUGAAGGCUGAAGAAGGUCUCUCGGGGAAGCUGCAGGCGAAGCCGCCAUUAUCCGUCGACGAACGCGUCUCCCCCGCGUACCCUAUGGCGCACCAGAUCGAGGCGUUUCCGGACGAGCAAGGCAAUGUCCCUUCCAGCUUCGAUGCACUGGACGCGGAGGGACGCGGUCUUGUUCUCGAUUUCGGACUUUUCGUGUUGAUCAACGUCUACUGUCCCAAUGAGACGUCCGAUGCACGUCUAUCCUUCAAGAUGAACUACCAUCUCAUGCUCCAGGAACGUGUCCGAAAGUUAAUCGAAGAGGAGCAUCGAGAAGUCAUUGUCGUCGGGGACAUGAAUGUUUGCGCUACACCGUUAGACCACUGUGACGGCCACCUACCGAGCAAUUUGAAGACGUUUUGGGAUCACCCAGCUCGUACUUGGUUUCACAGCUGGCUGGAUCCCAAUGGACCGAUGAUUGAUAUUGUCCGGUCAUUCUGGCCAGACAGGAAGGGGCUCUAUACAUGUUGGAAUACUAAACUUUCUGCUCGAGAGACCAACUAUGGGACGCGAGUCGACUAUAUCCUUGUGACACGUGGUCUACUUCCAUGGAUCGCACUCGGAGACAUACAACCAUCGCUGAAAGGGUCAGAUCACUGUCCAAUAUAUAUUGACCUUCGAGAUGAGCUAGUCCUCGCGUCGGGAGCCACUGUUACCCUGCGCGACGCGAUGCGUCAGGACACUAUCCGGCACAACCCUCCUCGGUUAGCAGCCAUGUUUUGGGAGGAGUUCUCCAGCAGGCAGACUGUAAUCUCCGCCUUCUUUGGGAAGCAAGGCAGAGAUGAACCCCAGAAAGCCGAAGGAAAAUCGCCGUCUUCGACACCCCCGAAACUCACCCUGCAGGAACUAGUUGUCGAUGCCGUGGAGGCCGAGCACCCUCCCUCAGGUUCAUCCCGUAGCUUGAAGUCGCUCAAGCCUGCUGAGUUGCUGUCUUCACAAGCAGCGAUUUCUAAACGGAAGUCGUCUGAGAAGGCAUCUUCCUCAGCACCAGCGAAGAAGCGGAAAAACGAGUCAGGACAAGCCAAACUUGGGAGUUUCUUCAAGAAGCCACCAGUGGCAAAGUCACACUCGAGGGAGGUGAUUAACCUCGACGAUGAUGACCCAUCUUCCACCACAGCUUCCAUUGCAGCGUCGAACGGGGAUGAUACCCUUAGUCAGCUUGAAGCUGAUUAUCAACUAGCAUGCGAGCUGUCCGCUUCUGAGGGAGUUCUUCUUUCCCAAAGCGAAGCGUCGUCCUCUCAGAGUCAGAGCAAGUCCGCAUGGUCGUCCCUCUUCGCACCGGUGCAGCCACCAAACUGCAGCGUGCACGGUGAGCCAACAAAGCUCUAUACUGUCAACAAGCAGGGGCCGAAUAAAGGCAAGACUUUCUACUUGUGCUCUCGCCCCGUCGGUCCUGGAUAUGACAGGGGCAAAUUGGAGCGUCUGCGAGAUGAAGUUGAUCCUCGGUACCGGUGCAACUAUUUCAAGUGGGCGAGCGAACACAAGAGAGACUGCUUGCGAGAAACUGCGGCGAAGGAUCUUUUUAAGAACGCAACAGGGAUGGACUCAUAG
This is a messenger RNA of Sparassis crispa, 1848 nucleotides long. RefSeq names its product DNA-(apurinic or apyrimidinic site) lyase 2. Bases 1 to 1848 code for a protein of 615 amino acids. Gene Ontology annotation, biological process: base-excision repair. Lineage: Eukaryota; Fungi; Basidiomycota; Agaricomycetes; Polyporales; Sparassidaceae. The transcript has 6 exons. Gene Ontology annotation, cellular component: nucleus. The record is from RefSeq and is a predicted model, not a curated record. Gene Ontology annotation, molecular function: phosphoric diester hydrolase activity; DNA-(apurinic or apyrimidinic site) endonuclease activity; zinc ion binding.